Molecule: messenger RNA, 1284 nt
Organism: Magnolia sinica
Lineage: Eukaryota; Viridiplantae; Streptophyta; Magnoliopsida; Magnoliales; Magnoliaceae
Product: F-box protein At2g26160-like
Exons: 1
Coding region: 2-1054 (350 amino acids)
Molecular function (GO): protein binding
Source: RefSeq, a predicted model, not a curated record
UAUGUGGUCUCAACUUCCCAACGAAAUCUUGGUGACAAUCUUACUAAAAUCAUCUCUAAUUGAUCGCAUCCGCGCGGGAUCAGUUUGUAUUUCAUGGUGGUCGGCUUUGAAGGAGAUCAAGAAACUCAAACUCCAAACUUCAGGUCUAUUGCUGCUCUCCAAAAAUUUGGAAACCGACAUCCACACCGUUCUUGAUCUAUCCAACAAUACAAUCUACGGAGGAAUACACAUUCCUGAAACCCAUGAGGUAUUUUAUUUGGGAUCUUUCCAUGGAUGGCUAAUACUUUCCAAGUGGUUUACUAGAAAUAUCUUUCUCUUUAAUCCAUCCACAAAAGAACAAAUCAAACUUCCCUUCCGAGCUAACAUCUGGCACUUGGAUGAUAACAAUAUCUAUAGAGUUAAAGAUUUCACCUCCCAUCGUAUACCUCAUAGUUCGGCCAUAUUAUCAUCUGCACCUACUUCUGAUAAUUGUAUGGUUUUGAUCGUGGAUGCCAAUAACUUAUUUGGCUUUUGUAGAAGAGGAGAUGCAAGAUGGACAGUAAUAAAAGAAGUUCCCUUUGAUGAUGUUACAUGGUAUAAGGGACGUGUUUAUUUCAUAAGACGAAGAUACCAUCGCAAGAUCUGGAAGUUGCUUCAAAAUCCCAACUUCGGAGGGUGGAAGGGUCUUACUAUCAAAGUAGUUGAAAUAGAAAAAGAUUAUAAUGGUUAUCAGGCCUAUUUGGUGGAAUCAUGUGGCGAGUUAUUGAUGGUUUUAAAGUUACGACGUCGACACGGUUCGAGAAAAAAAUUCUGUGUUUUUAAGAUGGAUGAGAGGGGUCGAUUUUCGAUUAAGGUUGAAAGUUUAGGUGAUCAAAUGCUUUUCGUAGGCAAAAGAUGCUCUAAAUCCUUUUCAGCUACAAAAUUGUCGGGGUUUGAAGAAAAUUGUAUAUAUUACAGCGAUGACCAUACUGGUAAGUUUAGUGUCUUCCACAUGAAAGAUGGGAGUAUCAAGCCAUGCUUUCCAACCUGGUAUUUCCAACAUAUUCUUCGUCCAUUCAUUUGGCUGAUGUCAUAGAUGAGUUUUUAAUUUUCUUUCCUUUUCUUUCUUUUAAGUUUGAUGAUGAUUUUGCUAUAUUUCUUUAUUUCUUCAGAUACUUCAUGGAUCUCUCUCAUAUAUACAAGUCAUGAUUUCAAUAAUGUAGUCCUCCAAAUUGCAUAGGUCCACUUUGAUAGACAGUUAAAAUUGUGUUUAUUUUAUUUUAAGUAAUAAUAUUAAUUAUGUAUUAGAUACAUAAAGCUCUAAUA